This is a messenger RNA of Topomyia yanbarensis, 2349 nucleotides long. RefSeq lists its product as uncharacterized. The record is from RefSeq and is a predicted model, not a curated record. The transcript has 2 exons. The coding region runs from base 1 to 2349 and encodes 782 amino acids. NCBI's taxonomy places the organism in Eukaryota, Metazoa, Arthropoda, Insecta, Diptera, Culicidae.
AUGUUGGACAAGAUAGGUCAGAACACUUCGGAGUGGACCACCAUUCUCGCUUAUAUGGUGUGUUCCAAGCUCGAUUCCGCUACGCUACGCCAGUGGGAAACUCACCACAACUCGAAGGAGGUUCCCACGUAUGCAGCCCUUCUCAGUUUUCUCCGCAACCACUGUGAUGUUCUUCAAUCAGUCGCUCCUGCAAAAUCCCAGACCAUCGAUCAUCGUUCUUCUAAAUCAACCGUCUGUCACGCUGUUGUGAAGACGUCGAACAGAUGCACAUUAUGCAGUGAAUCGUGGCAUCCUCCUUCUCAGUGUGCUUUGUUUCAACGGAUGAAGGUUUCGGAGCGCAUCGAAGCUGUUGCUAAGCACAGGUUGUGUCGUAACUGUCUGCGUCCUGGACACUCUUCAAGUUCCUGCGAGAGAGGAGUCUGUCGUCAUUGCCAACAGAAGCACCACUCCAUGCUACAUGGAGCACCCAAAUCAUCCGUUCCACACUCGCAGCCGAGACCUCCGUCUCAAGACGCGCAACCGAGACAGUCACAGACUAAGCAACACAAUCCGAACCAACACACACACACUAAUACUGCCAACUCGCAGCGCACAAACAACACACAGCCAACCACAGACACACCCACCACAAGUCAAAAUUAUAUUGCACUCCCCAUCACACCAACACACAACAUACUCCUGUCAACCGCUCUCGUGACAAUCAAGGACCGUUUUGGCAGAACAACGCUCGCACGAGCCCUGCUUGAUUCGUGUUCUCAGCACUGUCUAAUGCCAGCAAGUUUUGCGAAUAAGCUGCAGUUUCAUGAAUCCCCUACAUAUUCGUCAGUUCAAGGAAUCGGUUCAUCUCGAUCAGUUUCCACCAAAUUGAUCAAAGCAGAGAUCAGUCCCAGAUCCAGGAUUAUAUCAUCCUUCACCGCAGAAAUGCAGUUCCAUGUACUACCGAAAUUGACUGUUCUUUUGCCGACGACGAGUUUCAAUCCUGCCGAGUGGGAUCUUCCAGAUUCUACUCUGAUAGCCGAUCCCGGUAUCCACGAGCCUGGCCCAGUUGAUUUGAUCAUAGGGGCGGAGUAUUACAUGGACUUGCUGAAGAAUGAGCGACAGAGAGCAACACCAUCAGGACCGACUUUGCAGAAUACGGUGUUUGGGUGGAUACUUUCGGGACGCAUUCCUAACAGCUCAAGCGGCGAACCAUGCUCACUGGUUCACGUAUGCUCGACAGCGGAGGUCGAAGAGCAGCUUACUAAAUUUUUGGAUCUGGAGACUUGUCGUACCACCAGCAUUAAUUCUGUAGAAGAAUCAUCCUGCGAACAGUUUUUCGAGCAGACUACAGUGAGAGACGAGAGUGGUAGAUUUGUUGUAACACUACCAAAAAAGGAACAUGUUAUCAGUAAACUGGGAGAUUCAAAGGCAACAGCACUUAAGCGGUUCAUGGGACUCGAACGGCGAUUCGCAGGUAAUCCGGACCUGAAGACGGUAUAUUCUGAAUUCAUCCACGAAUAUCUAACUCUCGAGCAUAUGAAGGAGGUGAUCGAGGAUAUCGAUGGAGGCAAGAAAUGUAUCGAAUGGUUCGAGUACAGAAUCUUAUGGAGAGAUUCUAUAGAAGAGCCAAUCCGUACGUUCGAGCUAACCACAGUAACGUACGGAACCGCGUCUGCACCGUAUCUGGCCACGAAAUGUCUGCGAAGUUUGGCGGAAGAAGGAGCAGAAACGCACCCAGAAGCUGCUAAGGUGCUGGAGCAAGUUUUCUACGUGGAUGAUAUGCUCUCAGGUGUAGACGACGUAGAGGAUGGAAAGAAGCUGAUACAGCAGCUGGUCGAGCUUCUGGAGUCAGCUAGGUUUUCACUACGAAAGUGGAAUUCUAACAACAGAGAGCUGCUACUAAAUGUCCCUGAACACUUAAGAGACGACCGUUCGAUUCUGGAGUUAGACUCGUCUAGCUCAACUAUCAAGACGCUAGGACUUGUCUGGGAACCCAGUACCGAUCGCUUUCGAUUCACUACCCCGGUCUGGAGCUCUGCUGCGGUAAUUACCAAGCGCACAGUGCUAUCAGACGUCUCGCGAUUGUGUGACCCCCUAGGGCUCGUGGGGCCAGUCAUCAUACAAGCGAAAAUCUUCAUCCAAGAAUUGUGGAAGCAGGAGUGUUCUUGGGAUGAACCGCUGACUGAAGAGUUGCAAGAGUAUUGGCACGAAUAUCGGAGAAACCUCGCCGGUUUGGAUAGCCUCUCGGUCCCCCGGUGGGUUGGAAGCAUUAGCAGCAGUGCAGAAGUGGAAAUUCACGGAUUCUGUGACGCAUCCGAGUUAGCGUAUGGAGCGUGUACAUUAGAACAGUUACAGAGGCUGGGUCCGUAG